Arabidopsis arenosa is the source of this 902-nucleotide messenger RNA. Lineage: Eukaryota; Viridiplantae; Streptophyta; Magnoliopsida; Brassicales; Brassicaceae. The record is from the annotation of a GenBank genome assembly.
AAAAACAUUAUUGGGUUUUCAUUAAUUCAUCUCCAAGAAAACGAAACAAAAUGGGUUUUGUUAACGAUCAAGAUCGGUUCUGUUCCACGUCUAAGCUUCCUCUGUUUUCAUAUCCAAUGAAUAACAGAGUAUAUGAAACUACUCCGGGGUUAGCUACACCUCCGGUUAAUAUCGCCGGAUCUGUUCCUUUUCUUUGGGAAGAAGCUCCGGGAAAGCCUCGUCGUAUUAAAAAACCGGCGAGGUCAAAUCAGAACGGUGUCGUGAGAUGUCUUGAGCUUCCUCCGAGGUUACUUUUGCCUGGAGAAUCUACGACGGUGAAUGAGCCUUCUCCGACUACUGUUCUUGAUGGUCCUUAUGAUUUACGUCGUCGUUCACUGUCGCUUCCGAGAUCAGCGGCUGUGAUUAGGAAGUUAAGAGGAGUUCCGGCGCCGGCGCCGGAGAAAGAACAGAGAUUAAUGCUUGGUGGGUCUAACCGAUGGGGAAGUUUUAGGAAAUGUAAAGAGGUGUCUGAGGGUAUAUUUGACUUUUCACGUUUUAGAGAUGACGGUUUUGAUUGCCGGAGGGAUUGGACCGGAGGAGGAGGAGUUGGUAACUUCGCCGGAGACGGCGGCACAAAAGCGAAACUUUAUAGAAUUAUAAAGAAAGGAAGCUUUUUUAAUCUCUCUCAUACAACAAAGUCAGAUUUCUGGGCAAGGGUUUACGAAGGGUUUAAGCAAGUGAUUCCAUGGAAGCGUAAGCAAGAGAAUUUGGAAAGAACAAACUCUUCCAUUGUUUAAAAUCGAAUCUCUUUAAUUCUAUAGUUUGAUAUACUAAUUAGUCUUCUCUUGUGUAUACUUUAUUAUUUAUACAAUCUCUCAAGGACACAUUUUAUAUUACAAUUUACAAUGACAAUUAGGAAUUUC